GUGGGCUGACCCAGCCCGCCGGCGCUAGAUUGGCUCCCGCGGCCGCUGACGCGUCGCGCUUCCUCGUCUGCCCUCGUGCUCGGGGAGCCCGCUCUCUCUUUCCCCCGGCAGAGAAGAGGCGAUGGCGGCGGUGGCACCUCUCGGGGCCCUGGCACUCCUCCUGCUGUCCGGCCUCUCCUGCUGCUCAGAGGCCUGUGCGGAGCCCCAGAUUACGCCCUCCUACUACACCACCUCAGACGCCGUCAUCUCUACUGAGACGGUCUUCAUCGUGGAGAUCUUCCUGACCUGCAAGAACAGGGUCCAGAACAUGGCUCUUUAUGCCGACGUCAGUGGGAAACAAUUUCCUGUCACCCGGGGCCAGGACGUUGGGCGUUACCAGGUGUCAUGGAGCCUAGACCACAAGAGCGCCCACGCGGGCACCUAUGAGGUCAGAUUCUUUGACGAGGAGUCCUACAGCCUCCUGAGGAAGGCUCAGAGAAAUAACGAGGACGUUUCCAUCAUCCCACCCCUGUUCACAGUCAGCGUGGACCACCGGGGCACCUGGAGCGGGCCCUGGGUCUCCACCGAGGUGCUGGCCGCAGUGGUUGGCCUGGUGAUCUACUACCUGGCCUUCAGCGCAAAGAGCCAUAUUCAGGCCUGAGGCCCGAAGGCAGAGUGCGGGGGCUCCGGCUCUCCUUUGCUUCUCUCAAUAAACACCCAUUGGCCAUUACGAGUAGUCAGGACACAGGACUCCUUGCUUGUCACCGCACCUGCCCACACACAGGGAGAGCCGGAAGCACCGCAGCCUGAGUGGGGCGGGGCAGGGCUGACGUGGUUCUGCCCUUUACCGAAGGGGGCGCUCAUUCCUCAGCCCCGCAGACAGUACCCGUCUUCGUGUUUCCCCCGCAUUGCUGUGUGGUGUGGAGCGUGGGCCAUAGUGAUUGUCCUCCCCCAAGUACAUGACCUG
Molecule: messenger RNA, 946 nt
Organism: Trichechus manatus latirostris (Florida manatee)
Lineage: Eukaryota; Metazoa; Chordata; Mammalia; Sirenia; Trichechidae
Gene: SSR4
Product: signal sequence receptor subunit 4
Exons: 6
Coding region: 122-640 (172 amino acids)
Cellular component (GO): endomembrane system; endoplasmic reticulum; membrane
Source: RefSeq, a predicted model, not a curated record